AUGACUCUCAAUAAUUCUGCAUCUUUUGAAACACCAAAUAGAAGUGGUAAUUAUGUAAAUAGAUCAUAUAUAACUUCACAAACAUCACCAAUAACACCAAUACCAUCUCUUAUUUUAAAUCAAACUGAUAACUCCAUAGAUCCACAACGUGGAUUUUUCUUCGCUGUGGUAAGAAGACAACAAAGACCUCAAAGACCAAAUGCAAUUCAUCCACCAACAACAAAUAUUAUAGAAAAAAUAUUGGUGUAUGAAACAUUGCACAGAAAUUGUGUUUCUCAAUACUAUGCAACUGUUAAAGCAUUGCGUGGUGUUUCUCAAAAGUUCAUUGACUCUCCUGAUGAACUUACUUACACUGAAAAGGUUGCUUUUGAAUUCACUUCAAUACCUCUUUAUGCUCCAAUAAAUUAA
Messenger RNA from Dictyostelium discoideum AX4, 408 nucleotides. RefSeq lists its product as hypothetical. The coding region runs from base 1 to 408 and encodes 135 amino acids. NCBI's taxonomy places the organism in Eukaryota, Evosea, Eumycetozoa, Dictyosteliales, Dictyosteliaceae. The record is from RefSeq and is a predicted model, not a curated record. The transcript has 3 exons.